This is a messenger RNA of Conger conger (European conger), 3103 nucleotides long. Its product is annotated as protein FAM13A-like. The transcript has 17 exons. Gene Ontology annotation, biological process: signal transduction. The coding region runs from base 1 to 2457 and encodes 818 amino acids. Lineage: Eukaryota; Metazoa; Chordata; Actinopteri; Anguilliformes; Congridae. The record is from RefSeq and is a predicted model, not a curated record.
AUGCUGCAGAAGGCAGGUUCAUCCUCCAGAAUGAAGAAGCCCAGUCGGAAGAUCCAGCCAGAGUCCCCCAGCCUGCAUCUGGGCCCAGUCUUUGCUGUUCCCCUGGCAGUGCUGAGAGAAACGGGGCAGUUGGUGUGUGGCAUUCCCUGGGUCCUCAGGGACAUGGUGGAGCUCCUGGACAAACAUGCGCUCCAGCAGAAGGGGCUGUUCCGCCUGAGUGGCUCAGUAGUGAAGACCAGCCAGCUGAAGGCACGGUGUGACCGCGGGGAGGCACUGGAGGUGAGCGCGGGGAUGGACUUCCAGAGCGUGGCCUCCCUGCUCAAACUCUUCCUCCGAGAGCUGCCUCUGGCGGUCAUUCCCGGGCCCCAGCACACGGACAUGGUCCGCUGCUUCAGAGAGUGUACUGAUGAGCUGACACUGAACCACACGCUGAAGGAGAAACUCAACAGUCUACCUGAAGAUAACUACAACAUCCUGUCUUACCUUUGUAACUUCCUGCUGAGGGUGGCUUCCUACAGCCAGACCAAUCACAUGACGGUGGAAAACCUGGCCACAGUAUUCGGCCCUUGCCUGUUCCAUGUUCCUCAGGGACCCAGUAUGCUGGAGGAGCAGUCAUUGUGCAACGCCAUGCUGCGGCAUUUACUGAAGAAUCACUCCUUCCUCAUGAGCAAGGGCCUGGACUCCCCCUCUCCCCCUCCAGUGCUGCAAGCUCUGGUCACCCCCGAGAGAUUUUCCCCUGUGGUGGUGACCCCCCCUACCCCCUCCCCCAGGGAUGAGCCAAACAGGCUGAAACCUUCUGCAGGCUCUGUCCCAGAGGGGAACGACAGUGUGGCUCUCUCAGACGCAAGGCUUCAUUCUGAGAGACCUGCGGUGGAGGACCAGGAGAGACCAGGCCCAGACCGGAUCCUGCAGCCCAGAAAAAGGACAAUCUCCAGCGGAUCCAUCUCUGCCCAUCAGGAGGGCCACAGCCAGGAUAUGGAUGUUAGGGCAGUGCUGAACGGGGACCUCCAGGGAAACGCAGACGCAGUGCUGAACGGGGACCUCCUCCGCCCUGGAGCACCUCACACAGACAGGGUGGAGCAUAUAUCGAGAGAGGAAAGAGAGAUGCUUCAGGCCUCUGAUAAGGGCUCCCUGCUGGAGCUGCAGGGCCCGGAGGAGGAGGCGUGUCCCCCCACCGGAGCCCUCCGCCAGGACCCCGGCCAGACCGCCAGCCAGACUGCCAGUCAGGAGACAGGGCCGGAUCCUGUCCCCAGGGCUCCGGCCCCCGAUGGGGAGGACUGUGAGGGCCAGGGGCCCCCGGGACCCAGCCGGCUCCUGCUCCACAUCACCGACAGCGGCAGCCCCCUCCCCUCCCCCCGCUGUUCCAGCCUCAGCCGGAGCCAGCGUUUCCACAGCGACCCCGAGACCGCGCCCUCGCCUCCCUGCUCGCAGGCUCGGCCCAUCGGCAGGACCCAGAUUCCGGAAGGUUCUGCGGACACACUUUCGAUCUCUCUUCUCACAAAACACAUCCAGGCCCUGAAGAGGAAGAUCAGACGCUUUGAGGAGCAGUUUGAGCGGGAGAGGAACUACAGGCCAUCACACAAUGACAAAACCAUCAACCCAGAGGUGUUCCAGCUGACGAGCGACCUGGCAAAGUCUCGAAAACAGCUCAGAGACCUCAAGCUGAAGCAGUCAGUGGAGCAGAUGAGGCCUCAGAGGAUGGAAGAGCAUGCAGAUAUCCGCAGGUGCAGUAGUGACCUGCAGGGGGAGCCAGAGCAGAGCCAGAAGCCGUCCCUGGAGGACACACUCGAAGCCCUCCUCAAGAGGCUGAGGGAGAAGCGGCAAGCACUCGGUCUCCCUGACAACAUGAAGGAGAUGACCCAGAAGCAGAUGGCCCUGGAGAAGAUCACUCUGCAGAAAUGUUUGCUGUACUUUGAGAGCCUGCAUGGUCGUCCGGGCACCAGGCACGAGAGGAGCCUGAUGAAGCCACUCUAUGACAGAUACCGCACCGUCAAACAGCUCCUGUGCACUACAUCUGGCAUUACCACCAUAGCAGAAGAGGGCAGCUCUGAUGAUGACGGUGCACAGCGCGGCUCUCUGCCCUCCUGCAGAGUGGUACGGCUGCAGAGCCUGGACGAGUCGCCGGGUCUGCAGGAGGAGGACAGCGACGGCACCUUCGUGUCCCCGCUGGACGAGGUCAAAGCCGUCAGGCAGCCUGCCGUCACUGUGUCCAACCUCCACGAGGCAUCCAGGAUGGAGCUGCUGCAGAGCCUCCGUGAGACCAGAGCGGAGAAGAAGAGGCUGCACAAGGGCCUCAGGGAGUUCCAGGAGCAGUUCUGCAGACAGAUGGGCAGGACCGCACAAAAAGAUGACCGCAUUCCAAUGGCAGAGGAAUACCAGGAAUACAAAAACCUCAAAGCUAAACUCAGAUUACUGGAAGCUCUGCUAAGCAAACAGGAAGCUCCAAAGAUUAUCUGAUCAUCUGCUUCAGUUUCGGUCUGGACGUUGUAUGCCACGCUGAUGCCCUGACGCACUUUAUGAACAAUCACCUUGGUCGGCAAAAAAAAAAAAGAAGGCAAGCUAUCCAAUUGUUGCUAAGCAACAAAAUUCAAACAUCUCCCCUGUUCCAGACAAAGAACAAUAUGACUCCUAAUGUGCCCAUUAAAAAAAGAAAAAAAAAUGCUAGUUUUGAGUGAAUAAUGAAAUCGAUCUUUGAAACAUGCAAAUGUAAUUUAUGGCACCUUACUCAUUUUUAUACCAAAAUAAUUAUAUAAUGUAUAAAUACACACACAUACAUGCACAUACUGAAAAAUAUUAAAUUGGCUCUGAUUUCAACAGCAGCAUAUUUUAACAAAGAAACUGUAAAAAUAUGUGAUGUCUAACUAUGAGAUAAUUAUAAAAGGAAACAAUAUUGCCAUUUCUUUGCAAAUAUAUGCUUCAGGGGAAAAACAGAAGCCAAGAUGAAUUUGCUAUAUAAUUUAUUCAUUCCAGUGUACAGUAUAUGUAUGGAUGGACAUGCAUGUAUGUGUAUAUAGUAUAUUUCCCCUGCCACUCAAAUGUCACAUUACUAAACUGUCAUUUUGAAGAGAAACAAUGACUUGCAGUUUCAGAAGGGAACUUCAUU